CGUAUAAAAUACACAUAUAUACAUAAAUAUAAUAAUCGUGUCCCUGUUAAAUAAAAGACAAUGUCCGUGUAAGUUUAAGAUUUAGUGAUUUUGAUCCCGACAAAUUAUUAGUGGAUCCGCGUACAAAUUAAAUGAGUUAACUAAAAUACCUGAUGACUUUUAUCAUUAAUUUGAUAGUUAUUAAAAAAGAAUUUGAAAUUAGCUAAAAAAUAUGAUAACUCACAAAUGCAGGAUGAUAUAAUACCGAGUUUGUUUACUUGUACAAAUAUACAACUUGUAUUAGGGUAUUUUAGUGUCUUAUUGGUGGAUGUGUCAUGGUAAAACUAUUUUAAAUAAAAUAUAUACAUAUAUAUAUUUAUAAAUAUUGUCCUUAAUAAAAUAAGGUUGUAUGCAUUUAAUUACCGUGUGUACAACCAAAGAGUUUUAACCGGUUAUAUGAGUAAUAGAAAUGCUGAAACAAUUGCAAACGGGGAUGAGGGCUUUCCUUCUAAUGGCUUCACGUGUGUGGACCUGCAUCUGCUUUCUUCUAAAGAAGCAGGUUAGAGCCAUUUCACAGAUGCAACCGGUUAAAUAUGAAAUUUUUCCACUAUCACCACUGUCAAAACAUCGAUUAAGUAUAGUGAAGAGAAAAGUACUAGUGUUAGACUUAGACGAAACAUUAAUACAUUCACAUCAUGAUGGAGUAGCAAGACCGACAGUCAGACCAGGAACUCCACCGGAUUUUGUACUGAAGGUGACAAUUGAUCGACACCCAGUGAGAUUUUUCGUCCACAAAAGACCUCAUGUUGAUUUUUUUUUGGAUAUUGUAAGUCAGUGGUACGAGUUGGUUGUAUUCACAGCAUCAAUGGAAAUUUAUGGAGCUGCAGUUGCUGACAAAUUGGACAACAAUCGUGGCAUACUUAGACGUAGAUAUUACAGACAACACUGUACUCCUGAAAUGGGAUCAUAUACUAAGGACUUAGCAGCUAUUUGUUCCGAUUUAACGUCAGUUUUUAUACUUGACAACAGUCCUGGUGCUUACCGAGCUUAUCCACAUAAUGCAAUACCAAUAAAAUCAUGGUUCAGUGAUGCUGGUGAUACAGCAUUAUUAAGUUUAUUACCUGUAUUAGAUGCACUUCGUUUUACUCAAGACGUGCGCUCAGUUUUGUCAAGAAAUUUACAUUUACCCCAUAGUGGGGGUGGUGGCUGGUAGCAGUCUAGUGUUUUUAUUAUGCUCGAUUGAUUUGCUGAAAUAGUUUAAUUAAUUAUAAUAAUAAUUAUAAUAAUAAUAAUAAUGAUAAUGAUAACAAAUUAAUAAAUAAUAAUAAUAAUUAUACUGACAACACACAAAUACAUAGAAAUUUAAAAAAAAUUACUGUCAUAUAUGUACGAAUACACUACGUAUGUGUGCCCUCAUUACACAACAAGUAAUUAAUCUAGUAUUUGUUACAAAUAUAAUUCAUUUAAUGCAACAUAUUGACAAUUUAAUUGAAGUUAAAAUUUAAAAAUUUAAUUUAGUUUUGGACGGAAAUUUUUUUUAUUUAUUAGUUUUAUUUAUUAUUAUUAUUUUUUUUUCAUUAAUACAGAAUUUAAUUACUUUUCAUUGAAUUUGUAAAUAAUGUAAAGCACUUCCGAAAUUAUGCAUUAGCCAAAGAUCAAUAAUCCAUGUAUUAUAUAUGUGGUUGAUUAAUUAUGUAAACGAGUAAAAAUAAAUUUGAUUAUUAAGUAUUUGGCUUAAAUAAUAUUUAAAAGAAAAAAAAAAUAAGAAAAAAAAAGAUAGUGUGGAAUUAUUUUCAUUGUCGAUUUGCUUUUUCCACGCAAUUGUACGUCGAUAAAUGUUAUACUAUUAUGUGAAAAUUAAUUCGGUGUGGAAGUUUUGAAUUUGAGUAGACGGAGGAAAACUUUUUUGUAAUUUGUAAUUUUGAAAACCUCAAAUUUUGAUUUUUUUUAUUAGAGCCAUUAGUUUCCAAUAGAAAUUUUUUCGAAAUUAAGGUAAAAAUGAUUUUGAAAUUUAUUUUUUUUAUUCAAAAGUCAUGAUUUGAAGUUAGUAGACAAUUAACAAUUUUUGAAUU
This is a messenger RNA of Microplitis demolitor, 2051 nucleotides long. RefSeq names its product CTD nuclear envelope phosphatase 1 homolog (gene Dd). Lineage: Eukaryota; Metazoa; Arthropoda; Insecta; Hymenoptera; Braconidae. Gene Ontology annotation, molecular function: protein serine/threonine phosphatase activity. The record is from RefSeq and is a predicted model, not a curated record. Bases 449 to 1192 code for a protein of 247 amino acids. The transcript has 5 exons.